This is a messenger RNA of Knipowitschia caucasica, 624 nucleotides long. The record is from the annotation of a GenBank genome assembly. NCBI's taxonomy places the organism in Eukaryota, Metazoa, Chordata, Actinopteri, Gobiiformes, Gobiidae.
AUGUCCAGAUCUGGAUUCUCGGUGCGUGAGAUCCUGGACCUCCCGGACUCGGACCAGAUUUCCAGGACUCCCGGUGUGAGACCAGGGCCCAGCGGAGCUCAGCCGCCCAGAGGAGAGGCCUCGAACAAGGAUGCAGAUCAGCGCAGAGGCCCCUGGGACCUCCAGCCGCUCUCAGAGUGCACGCUGGAGCAGCCGUCAGCCCUGUCUGCACAUAGGGGUUUCUCUGGUCAUCACCCAGGUCUCUCUCACCCUGGUCACAUGGGUCAGACACUAAAGUCCCGCGGGAGGAAGCGGCGUGUGCUGUUCUCCAAGGCGCAGACGCAGGCGCUGGAGCGGCGCUUCAAACAGCAGCGGUAUCUGUCUGCGCCGGAGCGAGAGCAGCUGGCGGCUCUGAUCCAACUCACUCCGAACCAGGUCAAGAUCUGGUUCCAGAACCAUCGCUACAAACUCAAGCGCGCCUGCUCGGAGCGUGGCCCUGAGGCGCUGCAGCUGCUGCCGGUGCGGCGCCUGCAGCUGAAGCCAUGUGAGCGACUGCUGUGUGUGUCUGCGCUGCUGCCGCCGGAAGCACACGCCGCACUGACACAACACGCAGCCCUGCAGCACCUGCUGCACUGGGGCUGGUGA